This is a messenger RNA of Neltuma alba, 4713 nucleotides long. RefSeq lists its product as uncharacterized. Lineage: Eukaryota; Viridiplantae; Streptophyta; Magnoliopsida; Fabales; Fabaceae. Gene Ontology annotation, molecular function: DNA helicase activity. The coding region runs from base 1 to 4713 and encodes 1570 amino acids. Gene Ontology annotation, biological process: DNA repair; telomere maintenance. The transcript is spliced from 7 exons. The record is from RefSeq and is a predicted model, not a curated record.
AUGGGAAGGAUAAGGAAGAAUGUUGGUUGCACUACAGCGUCUCGGCCUGAAGGAAGCAGUACUCAUGCUGCACAACACCAUGAUGUCAUUGAAAGUUCUCCCGUGGAUAUUUAUAUUCAAACGAAAAGAAAGAAAUCUGUAUCCUCAGCAGUUAUGGAAGGAAUAUCGGAAUCUGCACAUGGUAAAAGACAAAGUGGUCAUGCUAAUAUAUAUGGCUAUCUCAACAGCACUGAUCAGUUAGAACAAUCCACUCAUUUCGGAAGUACCUCUGCCUAUAUUGCACCUACUUAUCAAGCGAAACUUUCUACCCAACUUCGUGGAAGCUCCACUUCAGCCAUGACAACUUCAACGAGGAUUGCAUCCAAAGAUAUCACAGAUUAUGGAGGAGUAAGUAAACCACAACAUCCAGGUAUCUGUGACAGAACAAUUGAACAAAACACUCAGCAGCCAGCAGAUUUAUCGUAUUUGAGACACAAUGGUAGCACGGCUACUGUGAAUUGUUCCAGACUUUGCAACAUUACCAAUUUAGCAACUAACCUUUCUCCCAAGCUUGAUAAUGCUGUUGGUGCAGACGAAGAUGAAGCGAAUGGUGACUCAGAUUGUGAGGUUGACGUCGUAGAUAUAAAUGAUUACGAUAACGUCGAUCUAUCCACAGAAGGCUAUAUUGAUGAAGGUGAUGCAGAUUAUGUGUGCCAUUAUUGUGGUGCUUUGAUGUGGUUUAACGAAAGGCUUAAGAGAGCUCCUUCCAAUGAAUAUCCUUUGUUCUCUAUUUGUUGCUGCCAUGGCAAAAUAUUGGUUCCUCUUAUGCAGCCUCCACCAGAAACAUUUCGAAGCUUGCUACCUCCUGAAGGAUCUCAGCCGGUCUACUCUCAGCUCUAUAUAUAUGAUACUGAAAAUGAAAUAUCUAACAGAAUAUCCGUUGUCAGCAAGCAUUGUCAUAGGUCUGCAAUUGAUCAAGGAAUUACACAAGAAAUAAAGGAUUGUCUUGACAAACACAAUGGCCUUGUCAUUAGUUAUCGGAUGGCAUCUGAAAUUCUCAAGCGUGACCAGCAUUCUAAUGUCAAUAUUCGUCUCAUUAGGAAUUCAGAUCACAGUGAUAGGGUCUAUGAUAUGCCAACAGCAUCUGAGGUUGCUGCUUUACUGGUUGGAGACUUUGAUAGAUCAUAUUUCAAACGAGACAUAAUUGUUGAGAAAAGAGCUGGAGCGUUGCAAAGAAUUGAUGAAUUGCACAAAGCAUACAUUCCCCUGCAAUAUCCUAUUAUUUUUCACUAUGGAAAUAAUGGAUAUGAUUCAACCAUUAAACAUAGUGAAACCACUCUUACUCAGACUAAAAAGAGGAAGACUCUAACCCCACGGGAGUACCUAUCUUUUAGAUUGAUGGAUAGAAAUAAUGAGCAGUCUGUUUUGCUACACUCCAAAAGGCUACUUCAACAAUUCAUUGUUGACGGAUAUACAAUGGUAGAGAGUGAAAGACUCAAUUAUAUCCGUAAUCAUCAAAAAGAGCUACGGGUGGACAUGUACAGAGGUCUCACUAAUGCACUCACCAGGGGUGAGACAGAUCCAUCUCGCACAGGAAAAAGGAUUAUACUUCCAUCCUCAUUUACUGGGGGAGCCCGAUAUAUGGUACAAAACUAUCAAGAUGCAAUGGCACUAUGCAAAUUUACUGGUUAUCCUGACUUAUUUUUAACUUUCACAUGCAAUCCAGCAUGGCCAGAAGUAAAGAGAUUCUGCAACAGGCAUAAAUUAAAUCCAGCUGAUCGACCAGACAUAUUAUGCAGAAUAUUCAAGCUGAAGCUUGAAGCGUUAAUGAAAAUCAUUAAGGAACAAAAAAUUUUUGGAAAAGUAAGAGCAGAAAUUUAUACUAUUGAAUUUCAGAAGAGAGGUUUGCCACAUGCUCAUAUUAUUCUAUUUCUAGAUCCUUCUGACAAACCAAACACUCCUGAUGAUGUAGACAAAAUGAUAUCUGCAGAAAUACCAGAUAAAGAGAGAGAUCCAUUACUAUAUGAUCUUGUCAGCAAUUACAUGAUCCAUGGACCGUGUGGAGCUUCUAACAAGAGAUCUCCUUGCAUGAAAAAUGGGAAAUGCUCUAAGUACUUUCCCAAAAAAUUUGUUAACCAAACCUCGAUAGACGAGGAGGGUUACCCUACAUAUAGGAGAAGAAACGAUGGAAAGACUGUUAAUAGGAAGGGUAUUCCAUUGGAUAAUAGAUAUGUUGUUCCUUACAAUGCGACUUUGCUGAAGCUAUUUCAUGCCCACAUUAAUGUUGAGAAAACAAAUCAAUCAACUGCAAUAAAAUAUUUGUUCAAGUAUGUUAGUAAAGGAAACGAUCGAGUUGUUGCUGGCAUAUACAACAAUGAUCACUAUGACAAUGGAAACAAUGGUUUCGACGAGAUCUCUCAUUAUUUGAACUGCAGGUACAUUUCUUCCUGUGAAGGUGCAUGGCGUAUUUUUUCAUUUGAUAUCCAUCAUAGAUAUCCCUCUGUAGAGCGCUUGAGUUUUCACUUACAGGAUCAACAGGCUGUUUUCUAUUCAGACAAGGAAUCAGUUAGCUCAUUAGUUCACAGACCCAGAAUUAAGGAAUCAAUGUUUCUUGCAUGGAUGGAACGAAAUUUAGAUGAUCCAUUUGCCAGGACUUUGACAUAUGUUGAGUUUCCACAAUAUUAUACUUUUAACAAGCAAAAAAGAAUUUGGAAGUUUAGAGAAAAGGGAUUUGCGGUUGGGAGGUUAGCACAUGCAUCGCCCUCUCAAGGUGAAAUAUACUACCUUAGAGUACUAUUGACAAAAGUAAAGGGACCUCGCAGUUAUGAACAGAUAAGAACUGUAGAUAAUGUUGUCUACCCAACUUUUCGAUCUGCUUGCUAUGCUCUUGGAUUAAUUCAUGAUGAUCAAGAGUUCAUUGACGCGAUAAAGGAAGCAUCAUUUUGGGCUACAGGAUGUUAUCUCAGGAGAUUCUUUGUGUCCAUGCUACUAUGUCAUUGCAUAUCACAACCACACCUGAUAUGGGAACAAACAAAAAAUCUCUUAUCUGAGGACAUGUUCUACGUACCUCGAAAUAACCCUAGGUCUGCAGAUUUAAACAUAAGUGAUGAUGACAAGCAACAGGCAUGCUUGAUUGAGAUUGAGAAGUUGCUACAGAUAAAUGGCAAAUCUCUCCAUGAUUACCCAUUAAUGCCAACGGCAAUAUCUACCGAGUAUUUUGAUAUCAGGAAUCAUUUGGUCCUUCAAGAAUUAAACUUUGACAGAGAUAUGUGUCAGAGAGAAGCGGAUAGAUUGGUAGCAUUACUGACAGAUGAGCAGAAUACUAUAUUCCAGCAAGUAAUGAAUGCAAUGAACCAUCCAAAUGAUGAGUUCUUUUUUGUGUAUGGUUUUGGUGGUACAGGAAAAACUUUCUUAUGGAAAGCACUCACUGCAUCAGUUAGAGCUCAAGGUGGAAUAGUGAUCAAUGUGGCAUCCAGUGGAAUAGCUGCAACCUUAUUACCAUCAGGUAGAACUGCACAUUCAAGAUUAGCAAUUCCAAUUGAUAUUAAUGAAGACUCCACAUGUAACAUAUCACAAAAUUCACCAUUGUGCGACCUCAUCAAAUUCGCAAAGUUGAUUAUUUGGGACGAAGCUCCAAUGGUCAAACGUUUUUGUAUAGAAGCUGUUGAUCGGACCUUUAAAGAUAUUAUGAAGUGCAACCAUCCCUUUGGAGGCAAAUGUAUUGUCAUGGGAGGAGACUUCCGACAAAUAUUGCCUGUGAUCCCGAAAGGUAGUCGUGCGGAUGUCAUCAAUUCAUGCAUCAACUUUUCUCAUUUAUGGUGUCAUUGCAAGUUAUUCCAACUUACAAAAAACAUGCGGUUAUCUACAAGUUCAUCCACAUAUGAUUCAAGGUUACAACAAUUUUCAAAUUGGCUUUUAGACAUCGGUGAUGGCCAGAUUGGAUUGCCUCAUGAUGGCAUGGCAGAGAUAGAAAUCCCAAAUGAUCUUCUAAUUCUAGAUUCUCAUGAUCAUCUUCAAUCAAUCGUGCAUGCCACAUAUCCUGAUCUAUUAGAUCAUUUGACUGAUUCAACAUAUCUAACUAAUAGAGCUAUUCUGGCACCAACAAUUGAAGUUGUUGAGCAAAUUAACGAUUAUAUGUGUUCCUUACUACCUACUGAAGUUGUUGAAUAUUUUAGCUCUGAUUCUGUUAGUACUGUUGAUCAAGGCAACACCUCAUUCCAAGAGUUGUAUACAACAGAAUUCUUGAACACAAUAAAAUGCUCUGGCUUACCUCCACAUAGACUUGCCUUGAAAGUAGGAGUUCCUAUAAUGCUCAUGAGAAAUAUAGAUCAGGCUGCAGGACUCUGUAAUGGCACAAGACUGAGGAUCACAUUUCUUGGUAAACACUUUAUUAAAGCAAUCGCUCUCAAUGGCACAAGUCAAGGUCAAGAAGUUUUGAUCCAUCGAAUGGAUAUGAAUCCAUCAGAAUCUAAACUACCAUUCACAUUGAUAAGAAGGCAAUUUCCCAUCAUCCUAUCAUUUGCUAUGACAAUCAACAAGAGUCAAGGACAAUCAAUGACCAAUGUUGGCCUAUACCUUCCUAGACCUGUCUUCACACAUGGCCAGUUAUAUGUUGCUCUGUCAAGAGUUAGAUCUAUGGAUGGCAUCAAAAUUCUAAUACUUGAUUCAGAGAAAAAGCCAACCAACAAGACGAUGAAUGUGGUCUAUAGAGAAAUAUUUCAAAACAUUGUGUGA